Rotaria sordida is the source of this 879-nucleotide messenger RNA. Lineage: Eukaryota; Metazoa; Rotifera; Eurotatoria; Philodinida; Philodinidae. The record is from the annotation of a GenBank genome assembly.
AUGGCAAUGGGAAUUUGGAAGCGUGUUUUCUUUGAACCAUUGCGAAGUCAACUAACAUUAACAUGUCUUCAAUUCAUCAAUACCGAACGUCAAAAUGAAAUAAUUGAUACUCGAUUUAUACGUGCAAUUGUACAAAGUUAUGUCGAACUUGACUUUGAUGAAGAUUCAUCUGUACCAUAUUGUAUUGAUCAAAUAACAUCUUCAAGAUUGAAAAUUUAUAAAAACAACUUUGAAGUACCAUUUCUUCAAUAUAUAGAAAAAUUUUAUCGACGGGAAGUAGUUAAUCUUCUUGUUAAAAAUUCAAUGAUUGAAUAUUUGAAAAAGGUAGAACAACGUUUUCAAGUAGAUAUACAUCGAGUAGAAUCAUACUUACAUUCAUCAACAUUAGCACCAUUAAUUAAAAAACUUGAACAAAUAUUCAUUCUUGAUCAACUUGAACCAAUCUAUACUGAAGCAAAAACACUUUUACACAAUGAAAACUAUUCAUAUUUUGCAUUUCUAUUCAAACUAGUUGGUCGAAUACCAAAUACGAUUAUUGAAUUAAAAAAGAUUGUUGAAGAAAAUUUUUGUCCAAAAGUUAUUAAAUCUAUCACACCAAUCAGUGUCACUGCAAUUGAUGCUUCGACAAAUUAUGUUGAAUCAAUUCUUAAUAUUCGUGAGGAAUUCUUCAAAGUUGUACAAGAUUUUUUUCAUAAUGACGAACAUUUUAUUGCUGCUACUUGUAGAAAUUUUAUUAAUAAUAAUGUAUUACCAGAAAGUGCUGAUAAUGCAGGAAAAUCAGCUGAAUUAUUAACCCGAUAUUGUGAUAAACUUUUACAAAAAGGAAGUGAAGUCGAUAUUGAGGAAAAAUUCGAUCAGAUUAUGGUAUUAUUUUCUAUU